This is a messenger RNA of Cooperia oncophora, 432 nucleotides long. NCBI's taxonomy places the organism in Eukaryota, Metazoa, Nematoda, Chromadorea, Rhabditida, Trichostrongylidae. The record is from the annotation of a GenBank genome assembly.
UUGAAUUUUCAGGCUGAUCUUGUGAAAACAUUAGUGCGAGCAGGCAAGACGUUGCUGGAUCACGGGGCUGUUAUUGAGGGUGUUGAAUCUCAAUUGGGCUCUCGGAUUUGCCAUACAAACGGAUUGCAAAGCAGACUCAUGAACCCCUUUUUCCUAUUCCGCACACAUAUGUCCACAAAAGCCAGGGAUACCACGAAGUCGAUUUUCACUCAUGAUCUUGACAUGGUCCAUGUUGCGGUUGUUCCUGUCACUACACCAAAACCUGAAAAAUGUAAUCUGGAAGAAAUCUUGAAGCCUCCCGCAAAACGGUCAGUAACUUCGGUGGAAGGCCAGAAAAUGGGUCACUUCACCCGUCAGAUGAUCUACAAGCGGACAGAAAAAGAAUGGAAGAGCAUUCCGAAGAGUUGGGCUAUCGCUCCUCAGCGACCGUAA